Molecule: messenger RNA, 1572 nt
Organism: Amyelois transitella
Lineage: Eukaryota; Metazoa; Arthropoda; Insecta; Lepidoptera; Pyralidae
Product: organic cation transporter protein-like
Exons: 7
Coding region: 1-1572 (523 amino acids)
Biological process (GO): transmembrane transport
Cellular component (GO): membrane
Molecular function (GO): transmembrane transporter activity
Source: RefSeq, a predicted model, not a curated record
AUGGCAGUCGAAACAUGUGAAACUGUGAAAUUGGAUGAUAUCUUAAAAAAGUUUGGUUUCCUAGGACGUUAUCAAGUGCAAAUGACAUUAUUGCUUAGUUUUGUUUUCUUUAUCAAUGGAAUGCAUAGUAUCAACUAUAUAUUUGUUGCUGAAGAGGUGCCAUAUAGAUGUAAAGUUGACCAGUGUGAAUCAAACCCACCUAUUUUCGAGCCAUUACCUAAUUUUGUAGCACCAAACGACAGUCAAAACUGUUAUAAAUACAAGACAAUUGCCAAUGACAGUGGAUGUACACCAAAAAGUUUUAACUCAUCUUUUUUAGAACGUUGUGAUGAUUGGGUAUAUCCUAGCAAAGACAGUUUUGUGGUUGAGUUUGGUUUAGAGUGUCAAGAAUGGAAGAGAACAUUUAUUGGAACUGUACAUAGUAUAGGUCUUAUGAUGGGAUUGUUUUUUCAAGGCCAAUUAUCUGAUAAAAUCGGGAGGAAACUCGUUCUAAUAAUAGUUGGAGUUUUGGGUGCUGUUUUGGGUACAGCAAAAAGUUUUGCUGGUUCAUACUUUACGUACAUCAUACUUGAAUUUUUGGAAGCUACCUUUGGUGACAACAGUUCUCCAGGAUUUAUUAUUAGUAUAGAAUUCGCCCAUAGCGACAACAGGCUACGUCAGCAAAUAUUCAUCUGUAUUGCCUAUGCUAUUGGUGCAGUCGUGAUGUCCACUAUUGGCUAUUACGUUACUUAUUGGCGACAUUUCGUUCAAGCCAUUUAUAUACCUGCGCUUCUGUUUCUUCUAUACAUAUUUUUGAUGCACGAAAGCGUAAGAUGGCUGCUAAGUAAAGGAAGAAAGCAAGAAGCAACAAAAAUUUUGUUGAAGAUUGCAAAAACUAACGGAGUUACAUUAGAAAAAGAGACGCUUGAAAAUUUGCAGUGUGAAGAAUUGCGGACCGAGAGCUCACCCUUGCGGGACACCUUUCGAUCUCAAAUAGUAGUAAAGAGAUUUUUAGUAUGUUUGAUAUGGUGGAUAUCAUGUAAUUUUAUUUUUGUUGGGUUAGUUGUAAAUGUGGUAUCGUUGGCUGGAAAUAAAUACCUCAAUUUUGCAAUAAUGUCCUUAACUGAAAUACCUUCAAGUUUUGCCAUGGUCUACACGUUGAACAAAUUCAAAAGGAAAAAACCUCUUUUUUGGUCGUUUAUGGCAGCUGGAGUUUUAUGUUUGGUUCAACCAUUUGUACCAAAAAGUCACAUCUGGUUGUCUACAGGUUUAUAUUUUAUUGGAAGGUUUAUAGCAACGUACACAUUUACAGUAAUAUACAUGUAUACUUCAGAAUUGUUUCCAACAUACACUCGUAAUUCUAUGCACGCCUUGUGUUCGUCCAUUGGUCGCAUUGGCUCAGUUGUAGCACCAAUGACACCUUUAUUGGCUCAGUAUACAGAAAGCUUGCCUACGCUGGUCAUCGGAGCUAUAUCUCUAUUAGCUGGCCUCACAACACUGCUAGUACCCGAUGUUGCUAACGAACCAUUACCAGAUAACGUUAAGCAAGCGGAAUCUAUUGGAAACCAUCGGACCACUGCAAAUUGUUGUUGA